UCAAUCUGAACCGUUGUUGUUAUCGAACGGUGGAGAAAACGAAUGCCCAGGCUAUCACCGUGGGUACUCUUGCACCAAAUCCACUGACGGAGUUUAAAAAGCCAAAAAUUUAUAACUACGAUAGACAUUACUGGAUUUCAAAACACCCGUUGGCAGUUUGGUCAUUUCCGCUUUCUCUAGUCACACUCAACCUCAUCGCCGCCGACAUCGCAACGGUUCGCCGUCGCUGUACGGCGGUGCCGCUUUUCUGCUCACCGGGAUCUUCUGCACCGGAUUCGAGCAUCUCGCUUCGCCGCUACUCUCAACUACCGAUCACUUUCGAUAUUUUGCAAUUGAAAUCAACAUGAUUGGCUCGUUUCUCACCAGAGGCCUUGUGAUGGUUUUUGGUUAUGCAUAUCCAGCUUAUGAGUGCUUUAAAACUGUGGAGUUGAAUAAGCCAGAUAUCCAGCAACUUCGCUUUUGGUGCCAGUAUUGGAUCAUAGUUGCUAUAAUGACCGUUUGUGAGAGAAUUGCUGAUACUUUUGUCUCAUGGGUUCCUAUGUAUAGUGAAGCUAAGUUGGCAUUCUACAUAUACUUGUGGUUCCCAAAGACUAAGGGAACAACUUAUGUCUACGAUGCAUUCUUUAGGCCACUGGUUCUAAGACAUGAGCCAGAGAUUGAUCGCAAUUUGCUGGAAUUGAAGACUUGGGCUGGAGAUGCAGUAUUUUUGUAUUGGCAAAAGGCUGCUAGUUAUGGUCAGACAAGAAUUUUUGAUGUCUUGCAGUAUAUUGCUUCACAGUCAACUCCACCUCCCCCUGCACAGCCACGGAGGCAAGGCAGCACUAGAGUCCCCGGACCUCCUGCACCAGCAAAUCAGAGAGCAGAAUCUGCAACAAUAGAGCCACAAACUGAAGAUCGGCCUCCUGCUGCUCCCGGUGAACCUGCAAGCGAACUUGAAGAUGGUGCACCUCCUAAAACAGCUGUGCCCACUGCUUCCUUGAAUGCUCAAAAAACCACACCGACAAAACCCCUUGCUGAAACCAUCAAAGCUCCAAGUUCCAGCGAAGCACAGGCAAUGCAGAUUGAACCCCCCGUGCAUUCUCUGGCGGACGAAAGCACCAAACCCCCCACAGAUACUGUUAUGGUGGAAGGGGCUGCUCGAGUUACUAGAGCAAGGUCAAGGAAAAUCCAGCGUGCUGCUUCAGACCAGUGACUAUCGUGCGGUCAGGCCCCUUAGUCCCUUACCAUGUUACUUUGUGAAAUGUGUUUAGGUGGUAGGUGAAAAAGGAUGGUUUUAUAGGUCCACAAUGUUGUACAUUUUCACAUUUCUUUCUUUCUUUCAUUCAUUACCUCAAGUUGUCCGUGGUUUUUAAGCAUGGGCUGACAAAAAUGAAUGGGUAGGACCAAAUGGAGGCCUGUUAAUGAAUCUUUGCUCAUGACAUCAAA
Messenger RNA from Ipomoea nil (Japanese morning glory), 1425 nucleotides. Its product is annotated as putative HVA22-like protein g. The record is from RefSeq and is a predicted model, not a curated record. NCBI's taxonomy places the organism in Eukaryota, Viridiplantae, Streptophyta, Magnoliopsida, Solanales, Convolvulaceae. The transcript is spliced from 7 exons. The coding region runs from base 344 to 1192 and encodes 282 amino acids.